AUGGAAGGCUUCUACCAGACAAACCGAGAGCUGGACAAUCAGCUUUCACAUCCAUCUGAGGACCAGCAACCAGGACACCUCCAGCCCAAUGUCUUAGCCAUGCAGGAUGCCUCGCUUACACCCCAGCUUCAGCAACAGCUUCAGCAGCAACCGCCAACACUACCCAACCACAUGAUUCCUAACCAGACUGUAAUCCCGGGCAGUCAAAUGGAUGGCGUGAUGCGCGAGGGACACAAUGAUAUGCAAAGACGAAGAAGCAUGCCCCAGGCCUACGGCACCGCCAUUGCCUCCACCUCGCAGGUUCCUCCACCUCGACGCAUGUCGACCAUCGGCCCCCCCAGAGACAUGAUGACAUUUGAUACCGGAGCAGCUGGGUUCGGCAGCUACCAGUUUAGCCCGGAAAUGGCACACCCCUUUGGCAUGCAAGAUCAGAUGGGCAACUACGUGACAGAUGCUGGGAGCUUCCCGGGCAUCCCCCAGGAUAUCAUGGGCACCAUGAUGCCGUCUCAAUUUGCGAGCAUGGAUAUGGGCGGGUUAACGGCCGAGACUUCUGCCAUAGAUCUAUUCCCUGGCACAAGUGCCCCAACAUCAGAUCUUACUGCUUCGACAAUCGCUAGCCAGCUGGAUGCCAGUCAACUCGCGCCCGGUGGCGAUGGCUUCGUCUUGGCGGGUAACCCUACCGGCGGAUCGCUAGGGAGACGCUCAAACAGCGGUCACAAAGGCAUGGCGAUGGUUCAUGACGAAAAUAUGAUAAAUGCCCCCCCUCCACCAUUCGCAUCCCUCAACGCUAGUCCUUCUCAUCUUGGUAUCGAAUCCGACAUGACGGGAUUUGGAGCAGCCAUGUCUUCUUCUCUCCCUGGGCCGGUAGCGAUCGGUCCAGCGCAGCAAAGCAAUGUCUCGAUGGAUAUGGGUCAGCCAGGCUCCGCUAGCCCUGCAACUCCGUUGCAGGCUUCAAAUUCCAGGGAUCAGUCCAAAGAAAAGACUAUUUACUCUAAGAGUGGUUUCGAUAUGUUGAAAGCCCUUUGGCUAGUCGCGACUCGGAAAAAUCCUAAAAUCCACCUCGGCGCCGUCGAUAUGUCCUGUGCCUUUGUCGUUUGUGAUGUCACGAUGAAUGAUUGCCCUAUAAUCUAUGUAUCUGAUAAUUUCCAGAAUCUGACUGGGUACAGCCGCCAUGAGAUCAUCGGACAAAACUGUCGUUUCCUUCAGGCGCCCGAUGGGAAAGUCGAGGCCGGCUCAAAACGAGAAUUUGUUGAUGACGGAGCAGUGUUUAAUCUCAAACGGAUGAUCCAGGAGGGCCGUGAGGUGCAGCAAAGCUUAAUCAACUAUCGAAAGGGAGGAAAGCCUUUCCUCAACCUCUUGACCAUGAUACCUAUACCAUGGGAUACCGAUGAGAUCAGAUACUUCAUUGGCUUCCAAAUUGACCUUGUUGAAUGCCCCGACGCCAUCUCUGGCCAAGAACUGGGCGGCGUCACAGUCAAUUAUAAACACAGCGAUAUUGGCCAAUAUAUAUGGACCCCGCCGGUGCCGAACCAGUUGGAGUCUGACAACGGACAGACGCUCGGUGUGGAUGACGUCUCCACGCUCCUACAGCAGUACAAUCCGAACGGGCUCGUAUCGGAUUGGCACAAGUCGUCCUGGGACAAGAUGCUUCUCGAGAAUACUGAUGAUGUGGUCCACGUCAUAUCACUCAAGGGCCUCUUCCUCUAUCUAUCACCUUCCUGCAAACGUGUCCUCGAGUACGAUGCCGCCGACCUAGUUGGCAACCCCCUGUCUUCGGUUUGCCAUCCUUCAGAUAUUGUACCAGUGACGCGGGAGCUGAAAGAUGCAACGACUGGCAGCCAGGUCAAUAUUGUUUUCAGGAUACGGCGGAAGCAGAGUGGGUAUACUUGGUUCGAAAGUCAUGGGUCAUUGUUUGUCGACCAAGGCAGAGGGCGAAAAUGCAUCAUCCUAGUCGGCAGAAAGCGGCCUGUGUUUGCCCUAGGCAGGCGCACUCUGGAAGCAAACGGUGGCAUUGGGGAUAGCGAGCUCUGGAGCAAAUUGUCCACUUCUGGAAUGUUUCUUUCGGUCUCGGCAAAUAUCAGGUCCCUUUUAGACUUACAGCCUGAGUCGCUGGUUGGAACAAGCAUACAGGAGCUGAUGCGGAAGGAAUCACGAGCCGAGUUUGGGCGUACGGUUGAAAAGGCUAGGAAGGGGAAAAUAUCUACUUGCAAGCAUGAAAUGCUCAACCGGCGCGGGCAAGGACUUCAGGCUCAAACCACCCUAUAUCCAGGGGACGCCUCCGAGGGCCAAAAACCGUCCUUCGUCCUAGCUCAAACGAAGCUAUUGAAAGCAUCAUCCCGCCACGCUCCAUCAACUCUAACCGCAAGCAACGCGUUGUAUGGCGCCAACUCUUUAAGGACUGACAUGCACGGUCAGGGAACCGCGCAUGGCGGCCAGAUUCUUCAGCCAGCAGUUGGAGCGCUUGCCCCAGGGUCUCAAGACGCAGCUCUGGCGUCCGACGACAACAUCUUCGAUGAACUUAGAACAACGAAAUGCUCAAGCUGGCAGUUUGAGCUGCGGCAGAUGGAGAAGAUCAAUCGAAUUUUAGCAGAGGAGCUGGGCGGCUUACUAUCGAACAAGAAAAAACGCAAGAGAAGAAAGGGGGUUGGGAAUGUAACCGGGCGAGUCUCUCCCCGCAAUUCUACGCGGGGCGGCCACAGCGGGAAUACUGACACCCAGAGCAAGAAAUCAGCGUCUCCAAUUCAUUCUUCGCCGCUAAACAGGAGUGAAACGCCAAACCAAGCGCAGAACAACAACGAAAACAACCCAGACCCAGCGCAGCUUGCGAAUAAGAUAGCCGCAGCUACCGCUGGCGUGGGCUCGGGGGCGGGACAACACCCGCCCUCCACCAUGCCGCCUCCCAGUCAAUCAUCUCUAGCUACUGGUGCUAUCAGCUCGGGAAUGGCAUCGAUACGGGAAGAGCGCGAAAAUAGCCAAACAUGA
Molecule: messenger RNA, 2982 nt
Organism: Trichoderma aggressivum f. europaeum
Lineage: Eukaryota; Fungi; Ascomycota; Sordariomycetes; Hypocreales; Hypocreaceae
Exons: 2
Coding region: 1-2982 (993 amino acids)
Biological process (GO): regulation of DNA-templated transcription
Cellular component (GO): nucleus
Molecular function (GO): protein binding
Source: RefSeq, a predicted model, not a curated record